Messenger RNA from Chelmon rostratus (copperband butterflyfish), 4347 nucleotides. RefSeq names its product activating transcription factor 7a (gene atf7a). The transcript is spliced from 12 exons. Gene Ontology annotation, molecular function: cAMP response element binding; DNA-binding transcription factor activity, RNA polymerase II-specific. The record is from RefSeq and is a predicted model, not a curated record. Gene Ontology annotation, biological process: regulation of transcription by RNA polymerase II. Bases 71 to 1534 code for a protein of 487 amino acids. NCBI's taxonomy places the organism in Eukaryota, Metazoa, Chordata, Actinopteri, Chaetodontiformes, Chaetodontidae.
CCAAGAGAGAGGAGAGGAGAGGGGAGCCAGAGAGAGGGGCGCAAGGUUACAUUGCAAGCUCUUUGCAAAAAUGGGGGACGACCGACCUUUUGUGUGCAAUGCUCCUGGCUGUGGACAGAGGUUUACCAAUGAGGACCACUUGGCUGUACAUAAACACAAGCAUGAAAUGACGCUGAAAUUUGGACCAGCCAGGACAGACUCAGUCAUUAUUGCAGACCAGACACCUACUCCCACUCGCUUCCUAAAGAACUGCGAGGAGGUUGGUCUGUUCAACGAGCUGGCCAGCUCCUUCGAACAAGACGAAGAUGACAAGAAAGCAAAGAACUCUCUUCCUGCACCCAACUCCGUGGCUUUGGACAUGAGCCUGCAGACGACAUCAGACGUGAAGGUGAAAAAGGAGGCACCAGUAGAUGUCGACUCCUCGCCACCAGACAGCCCUGAAUCUAUCUCUGGAAGGUCAGACAACAGCAGAGAGCCUCUGGCUAAAGGAAAGGACACACCACCCAGAAGUUCAGCCCCCACCCCAACGAUUGUGCGUCCAGGCUCCCUCCCACUACACUUGGGCUUUGAUGCCCUUCAGCCCACCAUGCCGUCACCCACCUCUGUCAUCACACAGGCACCACCUUCCAAUCGUACUCUAGGUUCGCCAACCAGCCACUACCCCAUGAUGAUGCUUCCCUCUGGUCAGGCAGUGCCUGUGCUACCUGGUCCCAUGCAGAUGCCCUCUGUCAUUAAUCUGGCCCGACCCAUGUGCAUGGUACCCAACAUUCCUGGGAUCCCCGGUCCUCCUCUGGGAGGUAGCAGCAGCGGCUCUAACUCCCCCUCUGGCUACAGCAUUCACUCAGAGGCCAAGAUGCGUCUGAAGGCUGCGCUGUCCCAGCAGAGCCCAUCAGGAAAUGCUAUGGGGCUCAUGGCCAUGGGCAGCAGCCCCAUGGUACCUCAGAAGGCAGAGCAGAGCCAGCUGCUUGUCCAACAGCCAGACGCUCCAUCACCUGCACAACCUCAGGUAUCUCCAGCACAGCCUACAGGUGGGCGUCGGCGGCGGACGGUAGAUGAUGACCCAGAUGAGCGAAGGCAGCGCUUCCUCGAGAGGAAUCGGGCCGCGGCAUCGCGCUGCAGACAGAAACGCAAACUGUGGGUCAGUUCCUUAGAGAAGAAGGCUGAGGAGCUCUGCACCCUGAACGUCUCACUGUCGAAUGAAGUGUCUCUGUUGCGAAACGAGGUGGCUCAUUUGAAGCAGCUGCUUCUGGCCCACAAGGACUGUCCUGUGACCACCCUACAAAAGAAAACUGCCUACUUAGCUGCAGAAGAGAGCAUGAAAGACACCUCAGAGACCACAGGUUCCCCUGCCCCGGUGAUCCAGCACAGCUCUUUGGCGCCCAGCCCCUCUGCGGGCCAGAACGGCCUGAGCUCAAGGGCAGCAGCUGAAGCCAUGGCUAUGUCUGUGCUGGCAGGGAUGGGCCAGCAGCAGAGGGCUGAGAGCGGACCCUCUCACAUUAUCAUGGCUGCACAGUCUCAAUCUGCUGCCAGAUGAUGAGCGAUUCCACCACGGCCCAGAAUUGGCUCACACUUGUCACCCAGGAGUGAAAAAGAGCAGCGGACCCCCACUCCAACUUCCCCAAUCUAGAAGUCAAAAUUUCUUAUCUUCCUCUUCCCCAUUCGCCAUGUUCCUCUGCUCUCUCUGACCCUCCUGUAGAGCCAUCGUGCUGUGGCCUGGAGCUCAGCAGCAGCCUUCUGGGAAUGGACUGAGACUUUUGAGAGCGCUUCCUGUUCACUUUGCCAUAGACUACAGGGGCUGGACUCCAACCUCCCAUCCUCGUUUCCCCUCUGCUUCCCCGCUCAUCUCUCCCCACCCUCAGACAAAACGACUUUUCACUGGACUGUAGGACUGCAUUGCUCUGAGUGUACUGCCGCAAUGAACCAGACACGUGCACAGUUUCUAACACGCAGGUGUUGCAUAAAUGUUCUUGAUCAAAUCAUAUACCAAACAACACGCAGGGCUUCACACUGUUUUCAGCAGGGAAUAGUGCCUUGUGCUCCUCGACUUUUUAGCCAUGCACACACCCACACACGCCAUCACAGCACACGUCCCUAUACAUCCUUAGCUCCAAAGAUGCAGUCGUUGUCUAGACGUCAGUGAGUCAGAUCUCAAAUAUUCACCCAGAACCUUUUGUAAAUGGCUCAACCUCAAGGUGAUCUCAACAUGGACCCAAAAACCUUACCUCAUUUACACCCCUUUAUGAUAAGAUUGAUAACUGUGUGUGUGAUUGGCUCUGUGUGUAUAUAUUUAUGUACAUCAGAACAUAGCAGUUUGCUUACUCCUGAUCUGAUACGUUAAUAGCUGGAUUGUUAGCAUGUGACUUUUUCCGUUAGAGUGUUAUGUUCUUGAUACAGUAUGUGCAGCUAUAUUUUUUUUAUUAAUUGGCACAUCCUCCCUGAUUAGUCCACAGAACCAAAAUGCGUUGGAUUGAGAGAGUUUUACCUUAAAAUUAGUUUGUUUGAGCAAUAGCUUUUUCUGACCUGAAGGGAAUUGAACGUCUCCCCUCCUCCUCACUUCUCUCCUCUAAAACAGACAGUUUUGCUGUUUAUUGGUUUGUAAGUGGAUGCCUUUUCCAUUUUACACGAAACUAUUCUUGUGACUAUUUUUCUUUGUGUGGGCUCUGGACUUACUGUAACUGUUAUUUUCACACUUCUCAGGAUGGUUGCACAUCCUUGCUGCUCGUUGGAAGUGCGAUGAACCCCUUGGUCUGUUUGCUCUUUACCAAACCUAAAGUAAGCCAUAAUGACAACAAAUCAGAUCUCUGAAUCUCCAAAGACCACCUGGUACUUGUUCUUGGACAGGAAGUAAACAGCCUGACUGUUAUUUAGUGAUUCAGAGAUCACGGUGACACAAUCUACAGUUUAUCACUGCUUGUUACUUGCACUCGCUUGUCACACACAGUCUCACACACAAUGUCUGAUAAUUUUGCCUUAAGAUCACAUUGGUGCCUCCGGUAUCCCAACUUAAAUAUACGCAGAUAUGCUCAUGUGAAAAACAGAGGAGCCUUAGAAAAAUACAUUUGUCUUUCAUCAAAUAAACACAACCAAUGAGGAACAAAAGGUUACUGGUUCCUCAAAGCCUUUAAAAUGAAUGGUUAAUUGAACGUUAGUGUCUCUUCAGUCACAUAGAAUGAUACAACACUUGUCUGUCAUCUGGUGGAGAGACACAGCAAAGACAUCUUCACUGGCGAGGGAGGAAAAAGUAAAGAUGUCUUGUAACUGUUUCUGAAUGACUCCAGCUUCUUUAGAAAUCCCACCAAGGUAUUUUACCAAGAUAGCAGUAUAUUUGUACACCUUAACAAGCAGUUUGCUUUUCUUAUUUUUCCCGUAAAUCCCGCCCCCCUUGUCCCAUGUGAGCAGAUAUUUGCAAGAUGUGACAUUUCAAAAACAAGAUAUCUGUCCAUUAACACAAGGGCAUGUCUUUAUGCACUAAAAUAAUGCAAGUUUAUUGUUGCUUUGUAUUUCUGUUCAUUUUUAGUUUGUGCAGUUCUCAUGGUCUUUUUUCAGAGAUAUCAGAUCCUUUUUUAAAAAAUAUUUUCUCUUAUCUGUACUGUAUACAUGAAUGGGAAUUUUCUCAGCAACUUUAAUACCUUUCACCUUUGACUGAACCUCUUGUCCUACAGUCCCAAUGGCGACCCCAGCAUUUAGUUGUACUUUGGAGCUGGCGCUAUAUUAGGCUGGCAGUCCCUUAUAGACGAUUGUUCGUAUGAAAUGAAAAUUCAAACUAUAUUUAGCUUUCAUGUCUUCAUGUAAUUCAUGUCAUUGGCACCUUUUCUGUCACUUCUUAUUCUCUUUUGUUGUGUGCUAUUUUCAGCACUACACAACCUUUUGUCAUAACCUUUCUGACUGUACUGAUUAAUAUAGAAACUAAUUUCUUUAACUCACAGAUUUCUUUUUUGUUUGUUCUCUCUACAUAAAAAUGCCAUUAGUCCUUUUUCAAGAAGAGAUUAUAUCCCAUGUUAUAUCUUUCAAGAUGAAAAUUGCGAUGUGUUUUGACUGCCCUUGUCUAACUUAUUUUUUUUAAUUGGUCAACUAACAAUCGUUGUUAUGGUCUUUGGCAUAUUAAUGUUACCUAGAACUGUUGUGAAAAGAGCAAUUUGAUGAAAAAUGCAACAAUGUGAAAGUUGCACAUAGUGUAUUAAUGGUUUUUCACACUCCCAUUGUUGGACUGAUGAUUUCAAAAAUUGUCCUUGUACUGUACAUAUCUGUACUAUAUGAAUAUAUUUACUUUUCCAUGCAUGUCCAAGUGGAAUACUAUGAACACUUACAGUGCUGCAGUUUUAAUUAAAGAAACUACAUCUUAAUGGA